AUGGAGAGGAGCCGUGGCAUCCCUGACCAGGAAAUGUUCCUGAGCAGACCGGCUCCGGAUGGGUGCGGCGACAGCCCCACUGUCGAGCCCUUGCGCAUCUUCAAACCAAAGAGCCCAGAGCCGGCUGGCCGGAGCUCUGCUGCCUCUCCCGCAGGCCGGCCUUCGUUCCCUCUGCCUCCCGGUGCCUCGAGCUCCGCAGCCCCUCUCCCUUUCCCCGACGACGACGACGACGACGACGGCGACGUGCGCAAACCGACUCCGCCGAGGCCAUAUGGUUCCGCGUACAACGACGCAGCGCCUCGUCUCGACACCGCUCUCGCCGAGAAACGGCCGGGCUUGGCUGAGAGAAGAGGCGCGCCGCCAAAGGUCAUUCAUUCACCUUCGAGCCCCGAAGCCGACCAAGGCCUGCUUCUGCUUGCGCGGCCUUUGCCGGAGCAGGGCCGCCCCAAUCCUGCUGGUGCAAACUAUCCGAGCUAUCAAAGGGUCUACUACCCGCCCCCGGGCGCCGCUUCAACGGCUGCCUCGUCCAACCAUGCCGCUUCUUCUUCGGUGCCGCCUCCCAUUAGCGAGCAUGACGACCACGGCGUGAACCGGUUUGCCUCAACCGCCUCCAACUCCACCACGCGCGCGAGCCGCGGCUCCCCCCCGCCCCCGGAGACUCCCGUCGUCGAGCCGGGGAACGUGCCCGGGGGUGGGAUCGAGGCCCGGUACGCUGCCUCCGGCAUCGCUGGAACCGCGACUCUCACCAGCUUGCAGGCUCAUCAGGCACAGAGCGCUGCCGCUGCCCAAAGGCUCGCGCAGUACGGACACCAGGCCCCUCCCCAGAGACCCUGGACGCCAACAGAGGCACCAGAUCAGGCUCCCUCAGGGCAGCCUACUGUAUACCAGGGUGCGAAUGUCCUGUCUAGCCCUGAGCCGCGGCCGGGCGCCACGUCAGCCCCUCCGCAGCAGCAGCAGCAGCAGCAGCAGCAGCCGCCGAGUUCGCAUCAACCCCAGAGGCAGAAUCAAGGCGGGGGGGAUGCACCUGCACCGCUGCAGGUCAGCGUUUUGGAGCAGGAUUUCCAGCGCAUGGGGACCAAGACGCCGCCUCCAGCCUACUCGAGCGUCAACCCCAACGGCAGCUCGGCAUAUCCGAGAGACAAGCAGCAACGGCCUCAACAAGCCCCCGGAAUCGUUGCCGCCGCGACGAGGCCGCAAACCGCUCCUCCCGCUGGGGCGCAAGCCUCGGCAGCACCACCGCCGUCGUCGUCGGCGUCGCCGCCACCUGCCAAGCCGGUCGCCCCUGUCGCCGUCGCUGUCGCUGCUGCCGCGGCCGCGGGACUGGCGUCACCAGCCCUCCAACACCCCGGACAUCCAGCCUUUGCAAACGACCCACGGCCGGACCCGAAUGGACAGCCGCUGCAGUCCCCCAGCCCUUCCACCAUCUCGCUGCAGACUCAGACGGCCACGCCCGCUUCUCCUCCUCCUUUGCCGGAGGGAUGGAUCGCUCAUCUCGACCAGAACUCCGGCCAGUACUACUAUAUCCAUCUUGCGACCCAGGCAACGCAAUGGGAGUUCCCCAAGGGCCCCAACCCUAUUCAGCACGAGCAGACGCCAUUGUCGCCUACUGCUUCGACGUACGGAAACCCCUUGACCUCUCCUCUUUUCGGCAAGCAGGCCAUGGGGUCGCCUCUAUUCGCCCCCCACACACCAGGGUAUGCCGAGAGCAUCAUGAGCGUCGCCUCUCACGCGCCCACGGCGGCUGGGUUUUCCGGGCCGCCCCCUGGCUCAGGCGUGGACAUGUACAGGAUCCAUCCCACCAACGGGGUGUAUUUCGGCCCAUACCUGCGCUAUGUCAACAUGGACGUGGAGAAUGGCGUGUGGCUGGGCAGCAUCCUCCUCGUGACGGACGCGCCUCAGCCUCCGACGAUCCACGUGCAUCUCAGCGUCGACCUCUCUCCGAACCCGAAGCAGCUCCAGCCUCGGCCCAUCUGCACGCACCAGCGGUGGACCUUUUACAGGUACGAUCUGGAGCUGCCGAUGAGCGAGUGCGGGACGGAGAGAUGGACGUACGCGGUCACGUCCCACCUUGGCUGCACCCGGUACGAGUUUGUAGUUGCAGGUCGGUAUGAAACCGGAUGGCGGUUCAUCGCGCACUCGGGCAACGACUUUGCGGCCGGGACGUCGCAGAACGAGAGAGCCCGCCUCGGCGGCGUGGGCUUCAUGUGGAAGGACGUCCUGCAGAAGAAUGUGGACUGCGGCGGGUUCCACGUCCAGCUUGGGCUGGGCGAUCAGAUCUACGGCGAUAGGCUUUGGAGAGAGGUCCCGCUGCUCAAGCAAUGGCUGGCGAUGAGCGGCAGGGAGAACAAGAAGAACGUGCAGUGGACGGCCCGCCACGAAGAGGACGUAUCGCAUGCCUACUUUCACUUCUACACGAGCCACUUUGAUCAGCCCUUUUUGAGAGAAGCCUUUGCGCAAAUCCCCCACGUAUUGCAGAUGAACGACCACGACAUCUUUGACGGAUAUGGGUCUUACCCAGAGUACAUGCAGUCCUCGGCGAUAUUCAAAAACAUCGGCCGCAUCGCGACCGACAUGUACCUCCUGUUCCAGCACCACACGACGGCGGAAAUCAUGCGGCACGUCCGGACCGACCACGACGUCUUCACCAUCACCGGGACAGGGUGGCACUUUGUCAAGUACCUCGGCCCCGCCGUCGCCGUCGUCGGGCCGGACUGCCGGUCCGAGCGCACCCAGGCCCGCGUCAUGGCCGGCCAGACGUACCAGGGCAUCUUUCCCAAGGUGGCCACGCUGCCCCCGAGCGUCCAGCACGUCGUGUGGAUGCUGUCGGUGCCGCUCGUGUACCCCCGGCUGGACGCGGUGGAGAGCCUGGCCAACACCGUCGCGGCCGGCAAGAAGGCCGUCAACACGACGUACAACAUCCUCGGCAAGGUGACGAGCUCGGUGGCCGGCGUCGUCGGGGGCAAGGAGGCCGUCGCCAUGGGCUUCUCGCAGGUCAAGAAGGCCGUCGGCAAGGGGGGCCUGAUGGGCAACGUGCUCAACCACUUUGGCGAGCUGGACAUCCAGGAGGUGCUCAAGGACAUGUGGACCCACGAGACCAAGGACCUGGAGCGGACGUACCUGAUCCGCACGCUGCAGGGCAUCGCGCAGCAAAAGGGCGUCCGGAUGACCUUUUUAUCAGGCGAUGUCGCGGCCUCGGGCGCCGGCCUGCUCCACGACCCGACGCACCCCAACGACCACAAGACCAUGUACCAGAUCAUCUCGUCGCCCAUCGUCAGCGCCCCGCAGGGCGGCUACCUGCUCAAGAUGCUGCACAACCAGAAGACGCUGUACGUGCCCCGCAACGGCCACAAGUCGACCCACGAGGUGUCCGACACCAAGGAGGACAUGAUGGAGAUAUUCCACACCGACGCCAGCGGAGCCGGCCGCGAGAUGAAGAAGCUCAUGGGCCGCAGGAACUACGUCGCCCUUGUGGCGUUUGACCAGGAGGCGGCGGCGGCGGCGAGCCAAGGACCGUUCAGCCCGAAUCCCAGCAUCGGCAGCGGCAGUCAGCACGGGCUGGCGAAGCUCAGCCUGGCGGUGGACUUUGUCGUGCAGGGAGACGGGGCCUACACGGCUACGACCAAGUACGGGCCCGUCAUCAUUCCGCAUCUCGAGUAUGGGAGGUAG
Molecule: messenger RNA, 3666 nt
Organism: Ustilaginoidea virens
Lineage: Eukaryota; Fungi; Ascomycota; Sordariomycetes; Hypocreales; Clavicipitaceae
Exons: 3
Coding region: 1-3666 (1221 amino acids)
Cellular component (GO): membrane
Molecular function (GO): protein binding
Source: RefSeq, a predicted model, not a curated record